AUGUCGGACGCAAAGAAGGGCAAGUCGCCCCGUGAAUUCGCCAUCGAUUUCAUGAUGGGUGGUGUGUCUGCUGCUGUCGCUAAGACCUCCGCAGCUCCCAUUGAGCGCAUCAAGCUCCUGGUCCAGAACCAGGACGAGAUGAUCAAGCAGGGUCGUCUUGCCACCCCUUACAAGGGUAUCGGCGAUGCUUUCAGCCGCACCUACCGCGAUGAGGGUAUCCUUUCAUUGUGGAGAGGAAACACUGCCAAUGUCAUCCGUUACUUCCCCACUCAGGCUCUGAACUUCGCUUUCAAGGAUUACUUCAAGUCCUUGUUCGGUUUCAAGAAGAGCGAAGGCUACUGGAAGUGGUUCGCUGGCAACGUCGCUUCUGGUGGUGCUGCUGGUGCCUCUUCCCUUCUCUUCGUCUACUCCCUCGAUUACGCCCGUACCCGUCUCGCCAAUGAUGCCAAGUCUGCUAAGGGUGGAGGAACUCGUCAGUUCAACGGCUUGGUCGAUGUCUACAGGAAGACUCUCGCUUCCGAUGGUAUUGCCGGUCUCUACCGUGGAUUCGUCCCCUCCGUCGUUGGUAUCAUCGUCUACCGUGGUCUCUACUUCGGUGUCUACGAUUCGCUCAAGCCCGUUGUUCUCGUUGGUCAACUCGAAGGUUCCUUCCUUGCCUCCUUCGGUCUCGGAUGGGGAGUCACCAUUGGUGCCGGUCUCGCUUCUUACCCUCUCGAUACCAUCCGUCGUCGUAUGAUGAUGACCUCUGGAUCCGGUGUUAACUACAAGUCUAUGUUCGAUGCUGGAUCUCAGAUCAUUGCCAAGGAGGGCACUAAGUCCCUCUUCAAGGGUGCUGGUGCCAACAUCCUCCGUGGUGUUGCUGGUGCUGGUGUGUUGUCCCUGUACGACAAGCUCCAGGAGAUCAUGUUCGGAAAGGUCUACUCCGGAGGCGGCUUGGCGGGUCGCUUCAAGUCGUUUAUCUGA
This is a messenger RNA of Psilocybe cubensis, 963 nucleotides long. RefSeq lists its product as uncharacterized. Gene Ontology annotation, cellular component: mitochondrial inner membrane. The record is from RefSeq and is a predicted model, not a curated record. Bases 1 to 963 code for a protein of 320 amino acids. Gene Ontology annotation, molecular function: ATP:ADP antiporter activity. The transcript is spliced from 7 exons. Lineage: Eukaryota; Fungi; Basidiomycota; Agaricomycetes; Agaricales; Agrocybaceae. Gene Ontology annotation, biological process: mitochondrial ATP transmembrane transport; mitochondrial ADP transmembrane transport.